AGGAUCACCACUGGAAUGUUGUGUGAUCCAUUUUUAGACCAGGGCCGUGUGGACAAAAGUAGAGAGCAAAACAGUUGGCAUCUCACAGCUGACGACGAGUGGUUUGGGUUGACUCUUUUGGAUAGAUAAGAGACAUUGGAGAUUGUGUGUGUGUUUUUUCCCUCUGUGGAUUGAUUCCACACCUGUCUGUGUCAGUCAAGGGAAAAGCCGUACAGAAGAGCCGUGGACGGCACAGCAACAACAGUAAAAGGAAGCCAUUCAACGGCAUGCCAUGAUGAGAAACAUUCUUCAUCUGUUGACAGUGUCUUUGUUUUUCUUUUUCCAAGAAUGUUGGGGACGGAACGAAGAGGAGCGACUCAUCAACUACCUUUUCAAGGAACGAGGCUACAACAAAGAGCUUCGGCCGGUCCAAAAUAAAGAUGAAACUGUAGAUAUUUACCUGGCGCUGACACUUUCUAAUCUAAUUUCAUUGAAAGAAGUUGAUGAGACAUUACUAACAAAUGUGUGGAUGGAGCAUGGCUGGACUGAUUAUAGACUUAAAUGGAAUGAAACAGAAUUUGAUAACAUUCCUGUACUUCGUCUACCGCCAAGUAUGGUGUGGUUACCAGAGAUUGUCCUUGAAAACAACAAUGACGCCCAGUUUCAGGUGGCCUAUUACUGCAACGUUUUGAUUUAUCCCAAUGGAUACGUGUACUGGUUACCUCCAGCUAUAUUUCGGAGCUCCUGCUCUAUAAAUGUCAACUACUUCCCUUUUGAUUGGCAGAACUGCUCUCUGAAGUUCAGCUCAUUAACUUACAACGCCAAAGAGAUUAGCAUGCAUCUGAAAGAGGAGGAGGAGAAUGGAAAGGCCUACAAGGUGGAAUGGAUCGUUAUUGAUCCUGAGGGAUUCACAGAAAAUGGCGAGUGGGAAAUUGUUCACAAGCCUGCCAGGAGAAACAUUUAUAAAAGCAUACCAAUGGAAAGCAACAAGCACCAGGAUAUCACAUUUUACCUUAUCAUUAGACGCAAACCGCUGUUCUACAUUGUGAACAUAAUCAUUCCCUGCGUGCUCAUCUCUUUCUUGGCCUCGCUCGUCUACUACCUGCCUGCAGACAGUGGUGAGAAGAUGACAUUAUCCAUCUCUGUGCUGCUGGCUCAGUCUGUGUUUCUGCUGCUGAUUUCACAGCGUCUGCCUGAGACGUCUAUGGCAAUUCCCUUAAUCGUCAAGUAUCUGAUGUUUAUCAUGGUACUGGUCACUGUGGUGGUGUUAAAUUGCGUCAUUGUGCUGAACCUGCAUUUUCGGACCCCUAGCACCCAUGUCAUGACAGCAUGGACCAGAGAGUUCUUUUUGGAGCGUUUGCCUCGACUUCUGUACAUGUCCCGUCCGUCCGAUGACAAACCCAGCCUGGAGGGGGCGCUGCCACGACGCUCCAGCUCACUGGGAUACAUCGCCCAGGCCGAGGAAUACUACAGUGUUAAAUCCCGCAGCGAACUGAUGUUUGAGAAGCAGUCAGAGAGGCACGGCAUGGCCGCUCGCCCCACUCCCAAAGCCACUUACACAUCCAGUAAUGACUCAGAGGUGUCGGAACAGCUGUACAACGAGAUGAAGCCAGCUGUGGAAGGAGCCAAUUACAUCGUCAAGCACAUGCACGACAAAAACGACUAUAACGAGGAAAAGGACAACUGGAGUGGGAUUGCCAGGACAGUGGACCGACUCUGCUUCUUUCUGGUCACUCCAGUUAUGACGCUAGGAACCAUCUUCAUCUUCAUGAUGGCCAACUACAACCAGCCACCUUCCCUGCCCUUCGAGGGAGACUCCUUCACUUAUGUAGAAGAAAACAAGCGCUAUUCGUGACCUAUCUAUACUACUGCUAGGUUAUAAAUAAUAGCUGAAGCACUCUGAGAAAUAUCAUAAAAGCUAUUCUGGCAGCAAUACAAAGCAUGAAUAUAAAUUACUCUCCAUUUAGUCUUUCAUGCAGGCUUGAUAACUAACAUUAUGUAUGUUGUUUAACAAGUGUACUGAAUGAACCUCUUCUGCCCUGACAGGGGGGGCAUAAAAUAAUAUUUCUCGCCUUUUCCUCCUGGGUGUAAUUUUUGUUUCAGUGGGUAAAUAAUAAUCAAGUUUUUUUUUUCCCAGC
Molecule: messenger RNA, 2117 nt
Organism: Pimephales promelas (fathead minnow)
Lineage: Eukaryota; Metazoa; Chordata; Actinopteri; Cypriniformes; Leuciscidae
Gene: chrnd
Product: cholinergic receptor nicotinic delta subunit
Biological process (GO): monoatomic ion transmembrane transport
Cellular component (GO): postsynaptic membrane
Molecular function (GO): transmembrane signaling receptor activity; acetylcholine-gated monoatomic cation-selective channel activity
Source: RefSeq, a predicted model, not a curated record